Thelazia callipaeda (thelaziosis nematode) is the source of this 648-nucleotide messenger RNA. NCBI's taxonomy places the organism in Eukaryota, Metazoa, Nematoda, Chromadorea, Rhabditida, Thelaziidae. The record is from the annotation of a GenBank genome assembly.
AUGUGGAAGAGUGGUGGACCGCCGGCUGGUUUUCCCGCUUAUGCAGGAGCACCAGGAGGCUAUGGUGGUUAUGGUGCACCAGGUUACGGUGGUUAUGGAGGUUAUGGUUAUAUGGAUACUCAAAGCCCACUGGACGCAGAGAUCCAGGUUCUAAUUCGGGAGAUCCAUAAUGAACAGCAAUUGAUGGAACAAGGUGGAGAAUGGGGCGAGCAGUUUAAAAAUGCUAAGCGUUUGUUAGCUGCUGAAGCAGAUAAGUUAGAAAAUUCUAUUGAUCCAGAGUGGCUCGAAGUUGAUAUUGCGAAACCAAUUAAAGUUUCUAAAAAGGUGCUGAUACCAAACUUCAGGCACCCACAUUUCAAUUUUGUGGGCAAAAUUUUGGGACCAAAAGGUUCAACUUUACAGGCAAUGGCUAAACAAUUCAAAUGCCACAUUUACGUACUUGGUCGUGGUUCUACCAAAGAUCGAGCAAAGGAACAAGAAUUGUUGCAAAGUGGUGAUCCUCAGUAUGCCCAUUAUGGUGGACCACUUCACGUAAAGGUUGAGACAAUAGCUCCAGCACAUGUCGCAUAUCAGCGAAUAGCAGGUGUAUUGGAACAGCUGUCUACGACAUUGCAGCCUGCAAGUAAGAGUGGCAAAAUGGUUUUUUAG